AUGGCGCCUAUGGAUCCCUCAGGCUCGUGCGAACAACUCCAGGGGCUUCAAGAAUUUCUUGAUAAGCCAUGUCCUUCGGAAGAGAAGCAAGAACAUUACGAAGGUCAAACUAGUUGUAAGACUGAAGAACCAAACAAUCUCAAGCCUGGACACAAAAUGGGCGGACAUUUUAGCAAGGACGAUUCCAAUAUCAAUGUCCAACAUCAAGACAUGGACCAAGAGAUUCGCCAUUUAAAGAAUGAAGCUCAAAAGGCAGAGGCGUUACUUAGGUCACAAAGCGAGAUGAUCCAGGAGUUGCAAGAAUCAUGGAACAAUUGCCAAGAUGAAAUCAAAAUGCUCAAGAAGGAGAAGUUUGACCUACGAAGCAUUAUUUUGAGUAGUAAUGGACCAGAACAAGUCUCUGACGAUGAGAUGAAGAGCUUGUUUGCUACAAUUCGACAGAAAAUCCAAGCCAUCGCUCACAGCAACGCUCUUGACCUUGAACGGAAUGUCGCAUUGCUUUCGGCGCAGAAUGCGAACUGGUAUCGGUUUUACGAAUCUUGGAAUCACAUUUCGCUUACCGACCGCAGUUUGAAGAUGCGCGGGAAAAUAUUUGAAAUACUUUGUGACCAAAUCCUGAAAAAGAAACUGUUCGGUAUCUCCCCAGUCGGGGAUUCUGGUCUUAAGCAAAUUGAACUUUCACUUGAAAAGCUGGAAAAAUUGAUGAGGAAGGAAAAAGUUCCCGACGAUACCAUCACAGACUGGAGGCUCUCUACGAUGAAGGCGAUUGAUGAGACCAAGAUUGCACACACCUGCCCUUGCCCCGCUGCGCAUGGUAUUUGGGCAAUUUUUCAGUGCCUUCUCCGUAAAGAGACCGACUAUUCAGCCACUGACAAGCUUAGCAAUGAGGUCGUUCAGUUAUGCAAAGACGCGUAUUAUCUGCGAAGCAUGAUGAGAGGGUCUAAAGACAGGUAUCGUUGUGAGUUAUUUCGCUCCGGUGCCAAUUUUCAUGACUUUGAAACAUAUUUGGAGGUUUGUGGCGUGGAACACGGAGGUAAUGCAUCCAGCAUUAUUGCGUUUGUAGUCUCUGGAGCUUUGGUGAAGCAGCCUCAGAAUGCCAACGAGCAAGCGAUUGUUCUGGAGCCUGCCCACGUGGUUGUCCGUCAAGCUUAA
This is a messenger RNA of Pochonia chlamydosporia 170, 1152 nucleotides long. RefSeq lists its product as hypothetical. The transcript is spliced from 3 exons. Bases 1 to 1152 code for a protein of 383 amino acids. The record is from RefSeq and is a predicted model, not a curated record. Lineage: Eukaryota; Fungi; Ascomycota; Sordariomycetes; Hypocreales; Clavicipitaceae.